AUGGCGUCAGGAUCAAGGACCUCGACGCAGGUGACCUCGGCGAUGAGAGUGUCGGCGAAAGAGGUUAGGGUUUGGGUGAAGAGGAGACAGAGAUCAUGGAUUAGUGGGUUGGGGGUGAAGAGGAGGCAGAGAUAUUGUGGUGUGGUGAAGAAAGCUAGAGGUCCAUUGGCUAUUGUGCAAGAUUUUGGUAAAAUGCUUGAUAAAGGUUCAGAUGAGUGUCGUGCUGCAUUAUCACAUCUAAGAGGAAAUCAGUCUUCCCAAGUGCUUCAUGUUCUUACUCCUCUUACGGUUCUCUCGCUUUUCAAAAAGAUGCUUGAUGAGGAUUGUGAAUUGUUGAAUCUUUAUGAUAGGCCAGAAAAGCUUAUUGUGACAGACGUAGCGAUACCACCUUUAGCUAUACGCCCUUCUGCUUUUGUUGAUUUUGGAAGAUCAAGCAAUGAGGACAGCCUUACUAGCAUUUUGAGGCUUAUAAUUAACACAAAUUCUUUUCUUCGGGAGGAACUUGAAGGUUCUGGCUAUUUAUUCAAAUGUUGGGAAAUCUGGGCUCACCUUCAAACUCAGGUUGUUGAAUAUAUUAAUAGUGAAGCACCUUCUCUCACUGAGUCAAAGCAUCGUGGUCUUAUACAACGGCUUAAAGGAAAGCAAGGACGUUUUCGUGGCAACUUAUCGGGGAAACGUGUUGAAUAUACUGCACGGACGGUCAUUUCUCCUGAUCCAAAUUUGAAAAUCACAGAGGUUGCAAUUCCUAUAUUAGUAGCCAAGGUGCUAACCUUCCCAGAAAGAGUUUCUUGUCACAACAUAGAGAAACUAAGACAAUGUGUUCGGAAUGGUCCAUUCAAAUAUCCAGGUGCCAAUUUUGUUGUGCUUCUGGAUGGUACAAGGCUGCACUUGAAGUAUGGUGAGAAGAAAAAUGUUGCUGCUGAACUGAAAUAUGGCUAUAUUGUGGAAAGGCAUCUGGAAGAUGGAGAUGUGGUUCUAUUUAACAGACAACCAAGCUUACAUCGAAUGUCAAUUAUGGCUCACAGGGCAAGGAUAAUGCCAUGGAGGACAUUGAGGUUCAACGAGUCUGUUUGUAAUCCGUAUAACGCUGAUUUUGAUGGUGAUGAGAUGAAUUUACAUGUUCCUCAAACAGAAGAAGCUCGUACAGAAGCUCUCAUGCUUAUGGGGGUGCAAAACAAUCUGUGUACACCAAAGAAUGGGGAAAUACUAGUGGCUUCAACACAAGAUUUCUUGACCUCAUCUUAUCUCAUCACAAGAAAGGACACCUUUUAUGACCGUGCUACCUUCUGUCUUUUGUGCUCAUAUAUGGGUGAUGGAAUGGAAUCAAUUGACAUACCAACGCUAGCUUUAAUCAAGCCUGUUGAACUUUGGACUGGAAAGCAGCUCUUCAGUGUUCUUGUACGGCCUAAUGCAAAUACAAGAGUCUAUUUGAAUUUUACUGUCAAAGAAAAAAUCUUCAGUAAACUUGAUAGAGUUUGCCUGACAAUGUGUCCACGAGAUGGCUAUGUCUAUUUUCGGAACAGUGAACUCAUAUGUGGGCAACUUGGGAAAGCUACCCUAGAAGUCCAUGUUAGUGCAUCCAAGAACCUGAAAUUGGGAGGAUGCUUGCAAGUUGCUAAAGAAAUUGGAAAGAGGAAUUAA
Dioscorea cayenensis subsp. rotundata (Guinea yam) is the source of this 1641-nucleotide messenger RNA. RefSeq names its product DNA-directed RNA polymerase III subunit 1-like. Gene Ontology annotation, biological process: DNA-templated transcription. The transcript has 11 exons. Gene Ontology annotation, molecular function: DNA binding; DNA-directed RNA polymerase activity. NCBI's taxonomy places the organism in Eukaryota, Viridiplantae, Streptophyta, Magnoliopsida, Dioscoreales, Dioscoreaceae. The coding region runs from base 1 to 1641 and encodes 546 amino acids. The record is from RefSeq and is a predicted model, not a curated record.